AGCAUGGCUGGCCCUGGGAAGGGAGCAGGAGAACCUGUCUGAGGCCUGAGCAGGACGGGCCCGAUCGGGGACAGCCCAGGACAGGAGCCCGGAGCAGCCCUGUGCCCGGGGGAAUCGCCCGAGCGGGACAGGCCAGAGCUGGACCCAGGAUCAGGCUGCCCAGGGCUGCGUGGGGGUAGUCGCAGAGAUCAAGGGAGUCGCCCCCUCAUCAGGGGGUCUCUGCCGGGAGCCCUGUUCCUGAGGACACAGUGGAGGAGAGGGUCUCUGCCCCUGCUGGCCCCAGGGACCCAAGCCAGCAGCCCUCCGCGGCCACAUCCGUCACCAGCCACUCCUGCACCCGCAGCAUGGAACCUGUGGCCUCCAACCGCCUCUGUCCACAGCCGUCAUAUGAGCCCCCCGGCACGGGCGUGAAGAGAAAGCGCUCGGCACGUGGCAGAGAGGCUGAGGAGGAGGCAGAAGAAAAGUCUCUUUUGUUUCAAAGAUAUUGUCAUCUGUGUAGAAGUUCCAGGAUGGAGCGAAUCAGGCAGAUGCAGAGGAGUAAGGCCGAGCAGGUGGCUCCAGAGCCAGGAGAAAACAUCAGCCAGCCUUCCCAGGAGGAGAGCGGCCCCUCUGUCCCCGCAGGCGGGGAAAAGGCUCAUGACCAGGGGAAAGAGAGGAGCUGCGUCGCGUGCUGGAGGAGGAGGAAGACAGCAGCUCCCCUAGCUGACCCUGAGGCACCUUCUGGGCCGAAAUGGAGGUGGCCCCAGGUACAGCUAUGGAGGAGAGAGCCAGGGGAGGGCAGGAGACGGGGAAGGCAGCUCUGGGGCUUCCUUCGCAGGAAGCCAAGGUGCCAGGAGCUGCGCCCCAGGGCCCAGCAGGAGCCGUCCACCACCUGCGCCAGCCCGACCCUGGCCCAAGAGGAGCCUCCCACCAGCACCACCCUGACUCCGGAGGAGCCUCCCGCCAGCCCAGAACAGGAGUUGAGCGACUGCGCGACAAACACCAGCAGCUCCGUGUACUCCUGCGGGGCCAGCAGCUCCUCCGUGGGGUCUGGCAGCCCAGAGUUUCUAGGCUCCCUCUUUGGAGACACCCCCAGUGCCCAGGUGUCGUGGCCUGAGGAGGAGGAAGAAGAGGAGGAGGAGGAGGGGCGACGCUGGUUUUGGGAAGGGGGCGGCUUUGCCGACAUAACUGUGAUGGCACAGGCACGGUAG
Mauremys mutica (yellowpond turtle) is the source of this 1190-nucleotide messenger RNA. RefSeq lists its product as uncharacterized. The coding region runs from base 345 to 1190 and encodes 281 amino acids. The transcript has 5 exons. Lineage: Eukaryota; Metazoa; Chordata; Testudines; Geoemydidae. The record is from RefSeq and is a predicted model, not a curated record.